Durotheca rogersii is the source of this 1534-nucleotide messenger RNA. RefSeq lists its product as uncharacterized. The record is from RefSeq and is a predicted model, not a curated record. The transcript has a single exon. Bases 427 to 1335 code for a protein of 302 amino acids. Lineage: Eukaryota; Fungi; Ascomycota; Sordariomycetes; Xylariales; Xylariaceae.
AACUGGUCGGCGCACCACGUCAUUGGCGCGGCCGGGAAUGGAGGAUAUUUUUAGACGUUGGCCUCUUUCUUUACUCCCAUGCAUGCCGCCCAUUAACCAUUGCACUUCUGCUAGGUCUCCUUGAUCGUGUGUGACAUUGGAUUCAACGGGAGAUGAGAGCGAAAGGGAGACAGCAACUCUUUUCUUCUUCAUCUCUUUCUCUUUUUUUCUCAUCAUCUUUUUGCCUGUGUUGCAACGAUCUUCUCCCACAUCCGCCCCAGGCCGAAUCCCAAUCCAGCCCACGAGAGCAUUCGUCUUCGAAGUGGCCGACAGAGGGUCAUCGCCUUUCUGCUUCUCUUGCUUACCGUAUCCGCCCCGUAGUGCUAGGGAGCAGAGAGAAGAAAGGACGAGAGAAUAGAAUAGAACGCAGAACAGAUUGAUCAAACCAUGCCGCACGUGCAACUCAAGAUCGAAGACGAAGCCGCACCAGACUUCGCGCCUGGCGUGGUUGAGAUUCUCAACUCAGCCUUCGCACCGGAGAAUCCGACACCGGCCCGCGAAGCCGCCCAGGCCAUCGACGCUCUCUGCAUCGAGGAUUAUGAGAAGAACGGCACGGCAAGCUCGACCCUGUGGUGGUUCUGGGAUCUCAUUCACGACCUGGCUCGCCAGGUCCCCUACGACAGCCCCGAGCAGGACCGGCUAGCGGCGGUCAUCCAGGCGCUGCACGACCUGCCGCCGAAGACGGUGAACCUGGGCGAGGACUGGGGCCUCGGCAGCCAGAACCCCGUCGAGAUAUGGACCAAAUUCCCCAUGUUCGGCAACACGCUCUACGACAAGCUCAACGGCGACAACGACUCGCGGGCGCCCGGGGAGGUGCAGAAGAAAGAGCGCCGCGUCAACAUGCAGGCGUACGCGGCGAGGGUCGCGGGCCUGGGUCUCGUCCCCUUCGAAACGUAUGCGAUCUGGGCGCUCGUCGACGCUCUCGAGGGCACCAUGACGCCGAUCCGGGGCGCGCCGGAUGAGGUGAACGAGGACCCCGCCGCGGUCGAGGACAUCUCGUACAAGGUCAAGGCGGCCGCGAUGUGGAUCAUCCACGGCGGGCACUUGUUGUACGGGCGCGACGAGGAGGUGACUGGCGCGACGGCCGGCCCGCUGUGGAGGCUCCCCAAGAAGGAAGCGAACAAGCUGCGCCGCAAGUUCAGAGGGACCGACGGACUAUGCCCGCUGCGAUGGCAGCUGUGGAAGGAGAGGUUCGCCGUCAUCCGGGACACGGACGCGCUGGACGCGGUGACGCGAAAGCAGGCCGGCGAUGCGUACGCGGCGAUGGACAAGGUCGAGAAGAGCCAGGGGGCAUGAAGCAUGGACGCGAAGAGGAGGAUGGUGCUUUUUAGCAAUUGUUCUUCAUUUAGAUCUGGUAACGAUAACGAGUAACAGGCCGAACCCGCUAAUUCCGCCAUCACGUACCUGUUGUGUAUGUACGGGUGUUGGAGACGAGAGCCCUGGUCAGCUGCUCGAUUUUUUGCACAGGUAUCGCUUAUAGGUACCUGGUGUAGGC